UAUAAUCUUACAAAUUAACUAAUUAACAUAUAUAUCGUGUUAAAAAUUUGGAAUUAUUAUGUUGCUCAAUUGCACCUCUCUAUCUUGCUUCUUGAUCGCAUUAAAUAAAAUUCGAUUCUCUCGCUCUCGUUCGAGCGUUCGACUGUACUACGAAAUGGUGUUAGUUGUCACUUUAGAGCAGUGGAUUUUUUCGUGGUUAUGUUCGUCUGAAUCGCUAAGUUUCAACCAUCCAAAGCAGUGAAAAUUUACAUUUGCUUUCAAUUGAAAUCGAUAUAUUUUCUAGAAACAUGCUAUGAAACACGAUUAGUUCUAAGAUUACAAAAGACCUGCAAAAACGUGGUGAUGUAACUGUGUGUGCAGUGACGAAAAACGCGAAAAGAAAAAGAAGUUUCUGAGCUAAAAAUUACGUUCACUCAGCGACGUUGGCCGUUUUUACCUUCAGUUGUAAAGAGAUCUAAUAUGGCGCAGUAGAUUCUACGUGUAAUUUUGUGGUUUAGGUUGAAUUAGCAUAUUCAAAAUGGAUCAAACUACGUUUACAAUUUGGGACCCAUCUCAACCUAAUGCAAAGAUGCGAAUCAUAAACAUUUCCGGCAAAGGCACUACACAGUUAGUUGAAUCUAUUCCCGGAAUCGAUAAAGCUACCGGGUCUGCAUCAACGGGAACCGAGCAAAUUAUUUUCCAGACUCACAACGGCCAAGAGUUUCUUGUUGAUGAAAACGAAAUUAGUCGAAUUGAUCAGAUUCCACCAGAAAAUUUAAUCUACAUGGCUGCAGAUGAUGGUUCGCUCAUUCAGGGUGAAGUUGUUCAUGUCCAAGAGGAAGAAGGAAUCGCUGAUCAACAAAUUCACAACGACAUAGUUGUUCAGCAGGGAGAGGAAUACAUGGAAUGCGAGGUAACUGAGGAGGUGAUUACGGACGACUGGGUUCAAACGGAUGGACAGGAUUGUGUCCAGGUUACCGUCGAUCAGUUGGGAGCUACGGCAGUGAUAGGUGCAGUAGAAGACGAAGUCACCGUUCCGCUUCCCACAGAUCAAGACGAGUACACAACAUCUCGUCCGUAUCCCUGUGAUUUCUGUAGCCGUCGUUUUCGGAAGAAGGCAAACCUGAUGAAUCACAUGGUUGCUCAUUCGAAUGAUAGACCCCACAUAUGCAAUCUCUGUGGAGCACGUUAUAUGCGAAGGUGUGAUUUACUAAAUCAUUUAAAACUCCACGCCUAUUCCACCGAUGAGCCGGAGGAACCAUUGAGAAGUGAUCCGGAGGAUGAUUAUAGGUAUGAAUUCAAUAACACAUCCUCGAGAGAACAAGAAAUGCGUUCCCCAUCAGUGGAAGAGGAUGAAGAACUACUGGUUCCUGCUGCAACUCAAUACAGAACACCAAAAUUAAAACCUGCAAGAAAACCACGUGCCAAACCCACUGGAAGUGCUGGGCGAUCAAUGAAGAAGUCCACUCCAAUUAACCAUCGCUCUCAGCAAUUUGAAAAUAAAUUCAGCGUUUCUGUUGAGCCUUUCGUGAAUCUUCGUCCUCGGUUCCCGGUCACAGACGAGCGAAAGCCGUUCGUCUGUCAGCAUUGCGGAAUUUCUUUUGCGCGAGAGAAAGCUCUUGCCUCGCAUGCCCGCAUUCACGGAGGAGACUGCCAAUUUGAAUGCGAAUCGUGCGGUGACCGGUUUUGGGACAAAACUAUGCUGCAGAAUCAUGUACGGCAACGACAUGCCGCGAAUUUAGUAGUCGCCUGGACUGAACAGUCAGGUUCUACAGUGUACAACACAGAACUUCCCGAAGCGGUUGAACUGAACGCUGAUGAUGAAAGUAAUGAGCGGCACUAUUACUGUGACAGUUGUGGAGUGAUAUUUCAGAAGCAAGAUCAACUCAAGCGCCACAUAAAGCAAGCUCACGGUGUGAAGGAGCAAAAAUGCGAAAUCAUUAAUCAGAUUGUUCAACAACAUUACCAGCAACCGUUGGUAGAAGACGAUGAGGAAAGUGGGGACCAGUGUGAUGAAGAUGAGUCACAACAGCCAUUAUCUUGUAAUGUAUGUGGUGAGAAAUUUGCUGAAGCAUUGGAUCUACUAGCUCAUGCAGAGGUGCACACUCGUUCUGAAUCUCACAAAUGUCAACUAUGCAUAGAAACGUUCGUCGACGAGAUUUCCAUCAAGGAGCACGUCGAAAAGUUUCAUAGAGCUGAACUAACGGACACUAGCUGUGUGGUAUGUGGUAAAAGUUGUAAAAAUCAUGCUGCUCUUCUGAAACACUCAUGGGAACAUACGAGAGAACGAUCGAGCUACAGCACUCACUGUUGCUCUAGGUGUGGUAAGACGUUCUACAAUAAGGCACGCCUAAAACGGCACAUGGUUUCCCAUCGAAACAAAUCGGUAAAGUGUGAAAUAUGUUUAGAAGAAUUCCCGGAUGGCAGAAGUUUGAUGAAUCAUAGGCACUCACACACCAAGUCAAGACAGUUUCCCUGUAGUGAAUGUGGGAAAACCUUUGGUUCGCGAUCUUCGCAACAAAUUCAUUUGAGAAUUCAUUCCGGUGAACGUCCGUAUGGUUGCAGAUUUUGCUGGAAAGCGUUCGCUGAUGGCGGUACGCUUCGUAAACACGAACGUGUUCAUACUGGCGAAAAACCGUAUGGUUGUUCUGUAUGUCCACGAGCAUUCAACCAACGAGUUGUUCUACGAGAGCACAUUCGGUCUCAUCACUCUGCGCCGGACGGCAAGCGAGGAACAAACGAUCAGCCCUACUUUUGUUCCGUGUGUACACAACUAUUCGAAAGAUCUGCGGAUUUGAUACAGCAUUUAAUUCAACACAGCGAUUUAAAUACAGCUAUGAAACGGCAACCGCCAACAUUUCCGAGAAAGUACAAACGAAGGAAGAAGUUGAAUUCAAAUGAGACUGAAAAAGCUGUUCAUAGUAAAGGCAAAAGAAGAAAUGUCACACGUGUACCAGUCGAAUCACGUUCAACGAAAACAAAAGAAGACGAAGAGCUGUUGAAAAAUCCCGCUGCAAUAUUACUAGAAUAUGGAGCAGGCAAUUCAAGUAAGCAAUUGAUAGCUUCUCCAAAAUAUAUCGACUCAUACGAAUUACUAGCGUCAACAUCGCCGAAUUGCGCUAAACCUUCCAAUUUAGAUGAUAGUGGGAUAAAUCUGUUGAGUGACGUUGUACUGGUGAGCAAUAUGACUCAAGAAUCAAGAUACAAACCCAUUAAACAGGAAUCACCGAAACGUCGCACUACAACGGUAACCAACGCGUCCGGAAUUCAAACAAUCUCAUCCUCAUUUGUUUCGCGUCCACGAAUGAUUCAUACUCAGAAGACUAGAGUAUCUGUAAUCGAAGGAAAGCGCAAAACUAAAACUAUAAUAACCAAAGACAUCAAAAGUCAACCGGAAAGCGACGGAUACUCGACGAUGGAUUUUAAACGGACCAAGGGUCGAUCAGUGCCCACGUACAAUGAAAUACCAUCGGACAAAAUUUCCUCGGAGAGUUUUCCUCUGUUGGAUGAUGGCCGUGAGGACGACGGCGAUGUUGAAGAUAUAUCGGAGGAAAGACAGAAAACAUUAGAUGUCUUCUCUAAUGGUGCCAAUCAGAGGCAAAAUGUGCAUGGAUAUGAAGAACUCAUCAAUCAAAAUCUGUUGAUGGAAAUCUCUCGCAAAGAUAAGUACAUCGAUAAAUACAACAGUGAUAUAGUAAAUGAUUUGGAGGAAAUUCUUCGCUCACCGAUUAAAAGUGCCACAAACAUUGUUCAACUUAUGGCAACUCCUAAAUCAACUCAACAUAAUCCCAAUGAGAGUACUGAAUUCAUCGCAGAAAAUGGAGUGGAAGAAGAUUGCAAAUUUCCGCGCAGAUUGCAACCCGUGCAGAAAAAAAUUAGUAAGGAAGAAGCCCAACGUUCGCUGACAUCAGCACUUCGAAGUCAACGUUUAACACGUCGACAAUUGGAACGAGAAGUUAACUUUCUUCGAGAAGCAUACGCAUCUGAUGAUGCGACUGUAUUCAUCAAGCAGGAAAAAGAUAGUCCCGACAAACUGUCCUCUAUGCUGUUAGUGGAUGAUCGAACAACGACAGCCUCUUCUUCACCGCCAUUGAUUAAUCCUAAACUUGAGCCACUGCAAAGUAUGGCGACCGAAACCGUCGAAUCUUCCGAACCCAACCGAUUCGAAUGUGAAAUGUGUUCUGCCGUUUUUGAUGAUCGAUCCCAGUUACUGCUGCAUGUGCCGGUUCACAUAUAAAAUGAUUGAUUUUUAUUGUUAAAAAUACACAAUGGUUUUGUUAAUUUUUACCUCUUGUACUGGCAACAUAAAAUGCCAAUUAAAUUCUAUUAAAUGAAAUUAACAAAUACAAAGUUGUAAAAAGUUGAGUCAUGUAUAAAAAACAAUAUAUAAAUGUCACUUGCAAAAAAAGUUGAAAUAAAUAAAAUUGUGAAAUUAAAAAUGAAAAUUUUUUUCACUUAACAACAGAUUCUGGUACCAGCGGGAUAAAAAUAUGGAAAAUUGUUCGUUUUGACGGUCACAGGAAAACUUGCCAGGUUAAGGAUCGAAUGUAUUAUCUGAUCGUGCGUACCUCCUGAUCAAUCAAUCCAGGUUUAACAUAUAAAAUAUGCUAUUUAAAAAUAUCGCGCAUGCAAAUAAAUGUAUUCAUAUAAACACUCCAUAAGCAUGCUCAUAUUUCAUGUCAAUAUU
This is a messenger RNA of Malaya genurostris, 4666 nucleotides long. Its product is annotated as zinc finger protein 236. The transcript has 4 exons. The coding region runs from base 518 to 4216 and encodes 1232 amino acids. The record is from RefSeq and is a predicted model, not a curated record. Lineage: Eukaryota; Metazoa; Arthropoda; Insecta; Diptera; Culicidae.